This is a messenger RNA of Candida tropicalis MYA-3404, 240 nucleotides long. RefSeq names its product F1F0 ATP synthase subunit f (gene ATP17). The transcript is spliced from 2 exons. Lineage: Eukaryota; Fungi; Ascomycota; Pichiomycetes; Serinales; Debaryomycetaceae. The record is from RefSeq and is a predicted model, not a curated record. Gene Ontology annotation, biological process: proton motive force-driven ATP synthesis. Bases 1 to 240 code for a protein of 79 amino acids.
AUGUGGAACCUUGGUUCUAACCCAAACGCCAAAAGAAUGGCUGAAGUUGUUAAAUUCUACAACAAAUUACCAAAAGGUCCAGCUCCAGCUCCAGCUAAACCAACCAACCCAAUUGCUAGAUACAGAGCUGCUUUCUUUGAUGGUGACAACGCUUCUGGUAAACCAUUCAUUCACUUGGCUAUUGUUAUCGUUAUCUUUGGUUACUCCUUAGAAUACCAACACUUGAAAGCUCACCAUUAA